GAGAAAAGAGGAAGCACGACCGUAUAUUAGAGAAACAAGGAAGCGUGCUUCGCAAUGGACUUUUAUCUCUCUCUCCUCCUAAUAAAUACUGACCAGUGUCUUCCUUGAGAAGAGAAAUAAAGUCGCCUCUUUUUUUUUUGUUUGUUCUGUGGAAGGUAGCAAGCAGAGAGCACUAUAAGCACAUAUCUCGAGAGAGUACACAAAAGAGUUAGUUCUUCAGACAAGCUCGAUGGAUUACGGAGAAGAUGGUGGCUCUUCGUGGGAUUGGCAAAUGAAGAACUAUGAUCACCAACCACAGUCUACUUUCCCUGAUGAUGUGAUCAUGACUGAAGUCACGUUAAACCAAGAAGACCACUCUUACAUGUUUGAUGAUGAAUCCACCCCUGUUAAGGCCUGUACCGAGCUCGGUUAUCAUGUCACAACAGAUGAAACGAUUAAGAAGCUGGAAGUGCAAAGUGAGACACGCUCUGCUGUAAAGAGGCGUCGGAUGUUACAUUUCGAUGACCAGCAGCCUAUGGAAACAUCCCUGUUCAGCUCUGAGUGUUUCUCUUCAAUCCUUAAAUCAAGCGCUAGAGAGGAAGCAUAUGGUGAUCUUUUACCCGAAGGAUCUCAGCUUAUACAAGGGUUUUCAGAGGAUGCUUCUGCCUCAAGCUUAGAGGGUCUUGAUCUGUAUGCAGAGGAGUGGUACACUGAUUGCUUAAAUGAUCCUGAGACUCCAACCCUACCUGAUGACUUCUUGGGUUCCCCUGAGGUCCAAAUAGAUGUUUCAGAGUACUUAAACGUGCCACCAGAAACAGAAACCAGGGAAGUUAGGAGGCCAGUGACUCGAUCCUCUCCAAAUGUUAUCUUUAAAGCAGGUAGGAAAUCAUUUGCAAGGCCGGUUCCAAAGCUACCAUCUUCCAUCAUUUACCCAUUUGCAUUCAUCAAACCGUGUGGGGUUCAUGGAGACAUGACUCUCAAGGACAUCAACCAGAAAAUCCAAACUCCAGCAGCAAAACCAAAGGAAGACAAAUCAGAGCCUCCAGUGAUCCAAACUUCAGCCUUCUCAGGGAAACCAGUUGUUGGGAAGACUAAAAUCCGCACAGAAGGAGGCAAAGGAAGUAUCACAAUCAUGAGGACGAGAGGCUAAAGCUCUGAAGUUACGUUAAAGAAAAUCUAAACUUUUUUGCCUUAUUCUCAGAGGGCCCUUCACCUAGUUCCAGUUACAGUCAAGAAGGAGGGGUCUUUAAGCAAAGUACAGCGGCUAAUAUUAUGAAUCAAGUUCUUGUUUUCAUUUUGGUAUCUGUUGAAAGGAUCUGUGAAGCCACAAUGUGGUUAGGAUAUUUUUUGGUUUGUAUAAAAAGUCUCUUGUUCUUAAUGUAGUUGGGAAACUCUUAAUAUCCAAAACUUUGUUCAUGUC
Molecule: messenger RNA, 1399 nt
Organism: Raphanus sativus (radish)
Lineage: Eukaryota; Viridiplantae; Streptophyta; Magnoliopsida; Brassicales; Brassicaceae
Product: protein XRI1
Exons: 10
Coding region: 230-1129 (299 amino acids)
Biological process (GO): male meiotic nuclear division; female meiotic nuclear division
Source: RefSeq, a predicted model, not a curated record